AUGGCUAGCCACAUCAUCGGCAACCGUAACAGCACUCCGGACGCCUCCAAGUCGUCCCUUCGUCCUCCAUCGUCUUCUCGGAACCUGGGUUCUCACCAGCUACGCGCGUCGGCCGAUAUGUCGGGCUUCCCGUCUCCGCUGUCGUCUCGCAGCAUCCGCCCGUCCUCGGAGGUGUACUAUAACCAGCAGUCUCAGGCUCAGAACAAUGCGGAGGAUCCGUUAGAUCGUGCAGCUCAGCAGUGGCUCGCCGAUAUCGAUCAAUAUGAGACUACUCUGGAGGAGAUGGCAGCUGCCACGCUUGAUCAGGACUUCAAGGACGAGCUGAGUGCUAUCGAACAAUGGUUUCGCGUCCUCAGUGAGGCCGAGAGGACCGCCGCUCUUUAUGCUCUCCUGCAGCAGACUACGCAGGUGCAGAUCCGCUUCUUCAUUCAGGUCCUCCAGCAGAUGGCCAAAAGUCACCCAAUGUCGGGCCUCUUGUCACCUGCCAAUUUUGGUGAGAAAGAUGCGAUGUCCAACAGGCUGAAUGAUGCGAUGUCAAAGUUGAACAUUGACAGCUCCCGCAACUCCUUGGGUCGCCCUCCGCCGUCCCCUGGUGCCAAGCGCAACUCGGGUUUGGACUCUUCGACCAUUAAUGCCAUGUUCCCCGAUGCCGCCGCGGCCAUCGCCAAGAAGAAGGCCGAGUUCACGCAGCAAACUGGCAACGCUCCGCCUUCCAACCGCAAUAGCGCUGUUUAUGGCGACCGCUCCUCGUUUGUUGCACCGACCAUCUCCGCUCCGGACAACACAGACAACCUGGGUCAGACUCCCGCUUCGCCAUGGGCUCAACGAGGUAACGAGCCUCAGCCGCCUAUUGCCCGACCCAAGUCUUCAUCCGGCCAGCAGCCGAUGGGACAGUUCAGCCAGGCCUCGUCGGGCCUGCGUUCUCCGCUACCCACACAGACGGCCACCAUCCCGGCUCCUGAGAUCGAGGCACCCCUACUGUCGCCGUACAAUGUUGGAAAUGCCAGCUGGGCCUCCAUGACCAACACUCCGAUGACAGCAACCUUUGGUCAGCAGGUGCACCAGCCGCCGAACUCGCAGGCGGAUAUGGUCGCGAAUGCCACCGCGAUGAAGCUGGCCGCUUUGUCGACGGUCAACAACCGCAUCGCCCUGGAUGAUGCACGCAAGUACCGCCGUGCUCGCUCAAACGAUGGACAGGGCAGAUCUUCCAACAACAACGUCAACCAGACCAUGCAAGGCGGUCUUGCAAGCCCCGGCCUUCCGGGAGCGAAUCAUCUAGUUGCGGGACAGCUUUUGAACGCCCAACAGCUAGCUGCCUUGCAAGCUCAACAGCAGGCGGCGAUGGCGGGUCGACGUUCCCGCCCCACCUCCCCAGGCAUUGCCAUGCAGGGAGGCGCGCUUGGAGCCAUGGGCUUCACCUCACCGCAAAACAACGGCUUCCUGGCUGCUUAUGACCCCAACAAUCCGUUACUGGGUAAUGGAUUGGGUGCUCUGGGUCUCAGCCAGUUUGGGCUCGGUGGUCAUGAGGGCUACCUCUCUGAUCAUUCCGAAGUCGCACGUGGCCGCUCUCCCCGGGGUCGCCGUGGCAGCUCCAAGCCGCCCGAGGAUCCCACCGACCCGAAUCUUCUGAAGGAUAUUCCCAGCUGGCUGAGAUCUCUUCGCUUGCACAAGUACACGGAUAACCUCAAGGAUCUCAAAUGGACCGAGCUGAUUGAGCUCGACGACAAGGCUCUGGAGGAUCGAGGUGUUAAUGCUCUUGGCGCUCGGAACAAGAUGCUCAAGGUGUUUGAGCAAGUCAAGGAGGCCAAGACCGAAGGAAAACUCGACAACAUUGCGUAA
Aspergillus lentulus is the source of this 1839-nucleotide messenger RNA. RefSeq names its product RNA-binding protein VTS1. Gene Ontology annotation, molecular function: protein binding; mRNA binding. The record is from RefSeq and is a predicted model, not a curated record. Gene Ontology annotation, cellular component: P-body. Gene Ontology annotation, biological process: nuclear-transcribed mRNA poly(A) tail shortening; regulation of mRNA stability. Lineage: Eukaryota; Fungi; Ascomycota; Eurotiomycetes; Eurotiales; Aspergillaceae.